GUCUUGUCGCGGCUGCCCCUGGACCCUCUUCUCGGCAGGUCGGCCAUCGUAGGCUCGCUGCUCGGCGUGCCGCGCCUGACCGCCGCGCUGCUGGUGGUGUCGGGCGGGCGCUCGCCGUUCAUGCUCGCACAGCACAGCCGGGCGGUGACGCUGAAGGAGCGGAAGAAGCUCUGCGGCUGGUCGGACGUCCUCGCCGCCACGAAGGCGCUGCUGAAGUGGGAGCACGUGCGCGAGCAGAGCGGCGAGGUGUCCGCGGGCAAGUGGGCGGAGACCAGCCUGCUGAACCCUGGGCAGCUUAGCACCUCCGCCCGGGCGAGACAGCAGCUGGUCGGGGACAUGCAGCGCACGGGCCUGCUGCUGAGGCUGCCUGGCAGCGCCCCAGAGCCGACCGCGUGGCUGAACCUGCAGGCCGUAGACGACGAGGAGAAGCUCCCGCCCUGGAAACAGGCGCAGCUGGACCGGGAGCCCGACGACGGCCAGGACGACGCCGCGGAGCCGACGGCGGAGGGCCUCGACGCGGGCACCCCGUGGGAGGACCGGGGGCGCAGGGUUCAGUCGGUCCUGACCCUCUAA
This is a messenger RNA of Prorocentrum cordatum, 573 nucleotides long. NCBI's taxonomy places the organism in Eukaryota, Dinophyceae, Prorocentrales, Prorocentraceae. The record is from the annotation of a GenBank genome assembly.